AUGGAGUUCUGUUGGAGAGCACAGGCCACAGCGACAACGGGAGACGCGGUUGCGCGAACACGAAAGCCGAUGAGAAGCACCAGUCAACUCACGCUAGAAAACGCAGAUGAUACCUUCUGCUAUCUCCAGAAGUUUAAAGUGCUUGUAUGUCGAGAACAUACCACGGCUGUGCAGAAUCUCGACACGCAUCUAAAGGAACACCAUGUCGUGCAUGUCCACGAGCGAAAGGCUAUUGUUGAGAAGUAUAGCGGCUUAUGGAUCAAGAAGCCAGAUGAAGUUGAGCUUCCACGGCCCUAUGGACUGCCAUUUAAAGUUCUUGGUGAUCCACUUGAAGCAUUUCAAUGCGAGCAGGCCGAGUGCAACUACAUUACACGCAAUAAUAACGUGUUCAGAAUACACUGUAGAGAGAAGCACAAGAUAACGUGGAAAGGCAAAGCAAGCAAGUUGUUUGAAAAGGGUAAAGUGCAGACCUUUUUCCGCACCGGAGGUCUCCAACGAUAUUUUGUUGUGGCUGUUCCAGUAGAACCUGGGGAGAUGAACAGGCUGCCAGCAGGUGUGAGGGUGGAGGUGGACACGCUAAUGGAUGAAUGGAAUGUUGUUAGAGCCGAGCACGAGAAAGAGAUGCAAGUAAUGGACGCAGAAGCUGCAAAGACAGACAGAACCGGCUGGUUCAAUCGGACAGGCUGGCUAAAGCACUUCAAAAAGCGCAAUCUCAUCCACCUUGCACAUGCAGCCCAUCUUCCAGGCAAAGACGAACGAAAGCUGAAACAGGCUUCACGUAUCGUCAAGCUGCUGAUAGAGCAGAGCGUUGCAGGCCUUUCAUCACUGGCCCGCGAGACGAGGCGCUAG
This is a messenger RNA of Verruconis gallopava, 849 nucleotides long. RefSeq lists its product as uncharacterized. The coding region runs from base 1 to 849 and encodes 282 amino acids. Lineage: Eukaryota; Fungi; Ascomycota; Dothideomycetes; Venturiales; Sympoventuriaceae. The transcript has a single exon. The record is from RefSeq and is a predicted model, not a curated record.